CUCCAUAACGUCCAUCCUUGGGCGACAUGCCCAAUCCACGCGUCCUAUACCACUGUCCCUGCGCACUAGGCCUAGCUCCCUCCGCCAACGCAGGCUCCACGACCUCCAGCAGCAGCGCAACUCCCCUUCUCCCUUCGCAACUCGCCGCCUCCUCCUACUCCUUCCACCCGCUCCCGCUCCUCCACUUCUGCUCCGACUGCCUCACUCCACGCUGCUCGCUUUGCGCCACGCAGGAGGUCAUCACGCACUACUGUCCCGCCUGCCUCUUCGAGGUCCCCUCCGCCUCGGUGAAAGCUGAGCGGAAUCGAUGUCCAAGGAACUGUUUUCUCUGCCCGCAGCGAGGAUGCGGAGCGUAUCUCAGCGUGGUGGCCAGCGACCCUGCCGCUACGGGGAUGGGGAGGCUGGAGGCGCCGGAGAGUAGCGUGGGAAGACCGCCCUACUUUCUCAGCUGUGCAAGAUGCAAGUGGGACUCGCGAGCACAAGGGCAGGUGUUCGAGAAGCCCACGGGCGUGAGCGCACAACUGGAAGCGCAACGAGGUCCCCACCCGCUGCAAGAGGAGAUGGAUCGUCUACGCUCUCACUUCGAGUCUUUCCUGCGCAAACAGCAGCAGCCGCAAGGCACCGCCACGACUCUCCCCCCGAGCGCGAGCAGCCGCAAGCUUGUCCGAGACAUCCCAGGACUAGGCGAUCCCGCGACAUCCAAGUAUCUGGCCGGCUCGCGACGAGGAGGUGGCGCCGCGCUGGGAUUGAGCGGCCCACUCCCUCCAGCGGCGACGGAGGACCUGCCCGCGUAUCGCAGCGAAGGCGCGGCCCUCUCACGCCAAGUCGAGCAAGAAGCGCUGGCCCGUCACGCUGGCCCAUCCUUGUCACCUGGCCUUCACUCCACCGCAACACCAGCUCGCGUCCCCCUCACCACAAAGAAAACGCUACGCUGCCCGACGUGCAGGCACAUCCUGAUCAAGCCGGACCCGAAGGCUACCAGCCACAGGUGGAAGAUCAAGCUCAGCGCGCUCAACUAUCUGCCCGAGGUCGGGUGCAGCUUUAGAGGAGCGAGACACGGCGCGGGCGCGGGCGUGGGCGCGGGAAUGGAGCACUUGGCUCGCGGUGGGGAGUACGAGUACGAGCUGGCCGUGCGUAACCCGCUCGAGGAGGCCAUUCGAGUGCGUCUGACCACCGGCGGAGGCGGCGGGCAUGGUGCAGUCGCACAGGGGUGGAACGCCCGUCUCUCCACCUCGCGCUUCACCGUCAAGCCCUUCGACGACGUCGUCGACGUAAUCGACUCGGACCUACUCGGGCUGGGCCGCGGCGACGAGGAGGACGACGAGGCGGGAUUUGAGGACGUCGAGGACAUAGAGGAGGGGCAGGACAACGCGGGAGACGGGAAGCAGCAGCAGCAGCAGCAGGCCGGCUCGCGCGGGGUCAUCAGGCGCAAAGGAAACGAAACAGUCGUGGCCUUGCGACUCAGUGUGGGGGCUCAGGCGAGCGGCGAAGUGGAAGUGCCCCUGCGCGUCACGUUCUCGUACCGGGUCGAGCCUGGCCAGUCGGAGGAGCCAGGAGAGGGGCAGGCCGAUGAGAAGGGAACGCGCUCUCUCUCCUUUUGGAUUGCGCUGCGGCUGGGCAAGGUUGCGGAGCACGAGGCGAGAGGAGCAGGCAAGAGAGCGGGAGAGGGAGAGAAGGACGAGGAGAGGGAGCGCGAGGAGGACAAGGAGCAACGACUGGCACGCUUGAGGAAGAGACGCAGCGAGAUGACGCUUAUGAAUGCUCCGCCGAAGGUGGUUUGAGGCUGCAGCGGCGGCGUGAGGCCGCCCGCGCCCUCCUACCAGAUGUAGAUGCCACAAUCCCACCAUACCCUGUCCGCAU
Molecule: messenger RNA, 1860 nt
Organism: Jaminaea rosea
Lineage: Eukaryota; Fungi; Basidiomycota; Exobasidiomycetes; Microstromatales
Exons: 2
Coding region: 27-1781 (584 amino acids)
Cellular component (GO): dynactin complex
Source: RefSeq, a predicted model, not a curated record